Messenger RNA from Ceutorhynchus assimilis (cabbage seed weevil), 2858 nucleotides. The record is from the annotation of a GenBank genome assembly. Lineage: Eukaryota; Metazoa; Arthropoda; Insecta; Coleoptera; Curculionidae.
CAAAAUCCGAAAUCUGUAUUCCGUACCCAUGUGUUUAGUUGAAAACUUUUAAUUUCUAUUUAAUUAAAUGUAAAAAGUGUUUUCUACAAAAGGUGUGAAUAAAAUUACAAUUUUUUCAUUACUUUUAUUCAUGAUAGAUCUUCAAAAAUCAUUAAAAUCGAGCUGGCUCAAUGCAUAACCUAAAAAAAUCCGACAUGUCUAUAAAAUCCUCCAGCAGGAGUAGUCGCAGUUCCAUGGGGACCCCUUCGAUUUUGAAAAAAUCCAGUAGCCUCAAAAGACGCCUCACCUCACUAGUUCAGACGCCCAGCAAAGUGCGAUUCCAAUUGCCCCAUUCCCAGAAAGUGAAAAACAUUCUGGAGGCGUACAUCAAAAACCAGGAAACCAAAGAAUAUUUGAGUUUGGUUUGCCUUAUACGAGACGCGGAACUGCUAGACGAAGAUUUAAGUUUGUUGUUGAAUGAAGCUUCAGAGUGCAUUAGUCUUUUGAAUCAAGAUUUGAGGCUUUUUGUCGAAGCCUUAUUGUCAGUUAAAUGGGUGCAUCGUAGUGCUGAUGUGGUCAAGGAGUAUCAAGGGUUUAUUGUCAAUUUGCUGAGUGCUCAUAAUUAUCAUGCCAAGUUUGUGAUUUUCAAGUUGGUUCAGUUGUUCCUACCAGGUCCAAACGAUCCAGAAUGGCCAGAUGGUAAAAUAACAGAAGACGAUAGACAAAAAUGCAUAAACAUUCACAUUGUCAUUAAAAUUUUACUAGAUGUAGUUCCAAUGUGCAAAGAUUUAUUAUUACAAUCAAUAAACAAGCAAUAUCCCUAUUACAAUAAGCCAGUGCAUACUCAAGAAUUUUAUUUGCACAACCUUCUAAUGAUUUUAACUUAUCAGCCAAUAUUCAAACCUGAUAUUCUUCAUUUAAUAUUCACAAAGUUAAUUAUCAUGGAUGUAAAUGCACCAAAAGAGGAAAUCCAAAAACAAAAAGGCAACGAAGAGGAGAUUUUUCAAAUGGAUGAAGAUUCCAAAUCAGUGACAACCAGUAAAACAGCUUUUACUGAAAUAAAUAGGACUUCUUUGGGCCAUACGUUGGAUAUUUGUAUGGACUUGAUGCUGAAUUAUAUUAUAGGGGAAUGCAAUAAUGAAAAUGGAGAGUUAGACUGGGAAAAAACAAAAAUACUUUAUCAUAAUUUGAUUACCAUUUUUGAUAAAGUCAUUUUACCAACAUACAGUUCCCACCAUGUACAGUUUGUAAUGUUUGCAUUAUGUGCCUUAAAAUCAACAGUCACUGAAGCAUUUCUGAAUUAUUUAUGGAAAAAAGUAUCCAAUCCUAAUAUCGCCAUUGUUUUGCGCCAAGCUGCAGUCACCUAUAUUGCUAGUUUAGUUGCUAGAGGCUCCUUUGUACCUCUAUCAAUUGUAAAAGGUACAAUGCAACAAAUAUCUGAAUGGAUCCAUGCAUACACAGCUAAUCAAGAUGGUUUAGAAUGCGUUAAUUCAGAUGUGAGAGUACAUGCUGUAUUUUACAGUGUUUGUCAAGCCCUGUUUUAUUUGGUAGCUUUCAGACACAAAGAUUUAGUGGAUAGGAAAAGAAAUAUUGUAUUUCUGGAAAGUCUUCAGCUAGGCAAAAUGGUGACUAACAGGCUUAAUCCUUUAAGAGUUUGCCAGCCGGCUGUUGCCCAAAAUUUUGCAGCAGUCACCAGAAAAUAUCAACUAGCUUAUUGUUACACAGUUAUGGAUCAUAAUUCAAGAAAUUGCAUGCCUGUUAUUUAUCAGGAUGAAAAAGGUUCGCAAGUAAUUUCUGAUCAUGUACUGAGUGAUUUUUACCCAUUUGAUCCAUAUAUUUUGGAAAAAUCUGGUGCUAAAGUUUGGCCUCACUACAAGAAUUAUCAUGAAGAAGUCGAGAUGGAUAUAGAUAAUAGUAAAGAAAGUGAUGUGGAUGAUUUUUUGGAAAAUGUUCAAGAAAUGUCAUCUAGUUUCAAAAAUCAUCAGUUUUCCUAUGGUAGUUCUCCAGGAUUUAGAUUUAAAUAUAAAAAUUAAUUAAUCGUUGGUUCCUUGAAAUUAAGGAAAUUAUUUUAGAUGGGCUAAUUCUCAUCUAUGUUGGUAAUAAAUGACUUAGGAAUUUCUCACUCCAGUCAUAAACUUGAGGGGCCUUUGAGAAGAAAUUGUCAAAGAUUCCACUUUAAGUAAUCUGUGAUCAGGAAUUUUAAGUUUUUAUACCUUCUUGAAUUAAUUAUUAUUAAUUGAAAUUUCGCUUUUUUCAAAUUUCUAUUUGAAACAUUUAUGAUUUAAUUUUGUUUUCAUUACAUUUGAAUUAAGUAUUGCAUUAUUUAUUGAGAAAUAAAGUACCUAUUAUUUAUUUAAAAUUUGGUUUAAUUAAAGAUUAUUUUAACUAGGUAUAAGUACAUAUUUAUUGAGUCUUAAGAAAAAAAAAACUUUUAGUAAUAUCAUUCUUGGCCUUCUAAAAAUGCCAUCGUUUGAUCAAUCCAACUUUUAUACUUUUUAACAAAAGUAAAAAGUACUGGUUUUUCAGUGCUGCAAUGUUGACCGUCACUUUGUCUCACUGGCCUGUUUAAACUGACAAUGCCUUGAAUGAAAUAUCUGCCGUCAUUGUGCGGUACCACUAGUCCACCUCCACUGUCGCCUUGACACGCACCUCCAGCUGAAAAAGGUACUAUUUAGUACAGUUAAAAUGUCGCACGAGUGAAUAUUACUUCCGUUAAUGGAUUCGCCGCAUAUUUUAUCAGUACCAAAAAGAUAUCUUCGAUAAAACUCGUCGUCGUUGUAUUUUUUUAAACAAGUGCUUGGUUGGACAUAUUUCAAGCCAAUUUCUUUCAAAACCUCUGAAGGUUCUGAAGAUGUUUUUGUGAAACCCCACCCUGUAAC